AACCAUUUGAAGCUUAGCGCUACUCCCGGGCGUUUAUCUGGUGAUGGUCUGGGUCUUUUAUAUAUCUCAAUAAAGAUGCCAAAGAGUAAGUCCAUUGAAGCACGUCCAAGAAAACGUAAACAAAGUCAAAGAAUUGAGGAACUUACCACUUCAGUUUCUGAGCAUCCUAAACGCGAAGUAAAUCACAUAUCACACCUGUCAGAUGGCUCACGCCACCCAAAACUCAGAAGCCGUGUUAGCCAUGAGCGAUCAUUCCUAACAGAUUUCCACAUUGUAAACAAAGUUCCAAAGUGGCUCAUUUUAUCUUUCAUAUAUUUGGGGGUCUUGAUUUUUUUGAUGAUGAUUGUCUUUCGCCAAGUAAUGGUAUGGUAUCAGGGAAAACAAGUUAUUACUCCACUUCAUCUGCCUAAAGUAGUAUCGGAUGCUUCAUCGCAUGAACGAUCUCAUAGUUUGUUUUGGGGAAGUUAUCGUCCCGGAAUUUAUUUUGGUAUGAAACAUAGAAGCCCCAAAUCUCUUUUGUUUGGAGUUAUGUGGACAGUCCAAGAUCCAGAAAAUUUUGUCUACCGCCACUCAUGUGAUCAAUUUGAUGGCGUUCUAAGUCAACCUUCAUAGCCUCCUGCUGCCAGGUUUUCCACUUCCGACUGGUGUUACACACUACUUUUGUCGACAAACAUAAAUGGCACACACCAUACACUUGUAAAUUCAUGUUGAAUCUAAACAUUUGAUUGUGUAGUUCAAGGUCAAAUUAUGAACUACAACUGGUUGGAACACGAUGGUCGUACUUUUGGAACACAGCAAAUAGUGGAUAUCCAUCAUAUUAUCACGAUAUCUUUUGUAAAACCGUCUUCUGACUUGAUGGGUGGUGACUGGACAGUAAGGAUUUCGGCAGUUGCGCGGAAUCGUACUUCUAUGGAAUAUCCAUUGUCGGUAAUUGUCUACUUUUAUUAUCCUGGUGAUAAAAAUGACUUCUUCAUCGAACCAGUCAUUUCGAAUAAGAAAAUUACUGGAUUGCAAGGUAGUUCAAUGGAGUUGAGUGAUUUUCAUGUUUUGUUUCAUCCUACUCCUCAUAAAUUACAGGAGAGUUCUCUCGUGGCUUAUAUACCUAGAGAAGAUACAAUUAAAGAGACAAUGUUAUCUGGUUUAGGAGUUAGAAGAGAUAAGAAUUUCUUGGCACUAACAGGUGUCACAAAGAAUCAUAAUAAAAAUCAACCUCCAAAUGCAUGGUUUUAUGAAAUAAGUACAAAACCCAAUGAAAAUAAUCAACCAAUUCUGGAUGUCGAAUUCCUUCGAUCACAAAGUCCAUUUGAAGGUUUUCAUGGGAAUAGUUUCUCUGAAGAGUUAUCUAAACAGUCUAUAAGUUUCCAUAAACGUUUUGUUGAAAGAUUCAGUGUUGAUUUAACGAAGUUUUCUAAUAGACAGGUCAACUUAUCUAAAAUUUCAGUCAGCAAUCUACUGGGUGGUAUUGGUUUCUUUUACGGCACAUCGUUAGUUCGUUCGGCUAAUAUUGGACCGGAACCAGUAUCUAAUUGGGCGUCUAGUUUAUUUACUGCCACUCCAUCUCGUCCCAACUUUCCGCGUGGAUUUUUAUGGGAUGAAGGAUUUCAUGGUUUGAUAUUGGCCCGAUGGGAUCCAAAUCUUGCAAUGGAAACAGUCGGUUCAUGGCUCGAUCUUAUGAAUGCUAAUGGUUGGAUUCCACGUGAACAGAUUUUAGGUUGGGAGGCCAGGUCAAAGGUUCCAUCCGAAUUUGUUGUUCAGUCCUCUGAUGUUGCCAAUCCACCAUCCUUGAUUUUAACUGUUGAAGCUUUGUUAGAUCGUUUGCCUCGACUAACUGUUGCUGAAGCUAAUGAAUUUCGUCGUUGGUCUUUGUUAAUUCUUCCAAGGCUACAUGUUUGGUAUCAAUGGUUCAAUACUACUCAGACUGGUCCUGUCCCUCUGUCAUAUCGCUGGCGCGGUCGCAAUCCAAAUGAAAUUCAUCAGCUGAACCCUCUUACAUUAAGUUCUGGAUUAGAUGAUUUCCCUCGUGCCUCUCAUCCAACUGAUGAUGAACGUCACAUUGAUUUACGUUGUUGGAUGACUUUGUUUGCUCGUGUAAUGGCAAGAUUGGCUUCUAUUGUUACACAAUUUAUGCAAGCAGAUCAAAAUGCAAAUGGUCGGUCAAAGCUAGAAGAGACUCGUUCAUUGAUUGCUGAAUAUACUCGUUGGGCUGAUCUAUUAUCAGAUGAGAAUGAACUGGAUAGACUUCAUUGGUCAGAAAAACAGGGCCGCUAUGCUGAUUACGGUCUGCACACAGACUUUGUUAGACUAGAGAUGCAUGAUAUACCUAAGGGAUCACAUGUUUCUGAUGAGCAGAUGAGAUUGGUACGAGUAACUGUGAAAACCCCAUCACUGCAGUUAGUGGACACCUCGUUUGGAUAUGUAAAUUUAUUCCCAUUUCUUUUGAAAGUUCUUUCUCCUACAUCACCACGACUUCCACGUUUGUUAGCUGACCUGAGUAAUAAGGAAUUGCUGUGGUCUGAGUUCGGCUUGCGUUCAAUCAAUCUUAAGUCUCCUUUUUAUCAUACACACAAUACCAAAGAUGACCCACCCUACUGGCGAGGUGCUAUAUGGAUAAAUAUAAAUUAUUUGGCCGUACAGUCACUACGUUAUUAUUCUCACCAUUCACGUACACCUGUACCUGUCGCUGCAGAAGCUAAACGGUUGGCUGAACAACUGACGCAAAAUUUAGCACGUACCGUAUUAGGUGGACUUGAACGAACAGGUCAUUUAUGGGAACAGUAUAACGAUCAGACUGGAAAUGGUCAACGUGGUCAUCCGUUUUCAGGAUGGACAAGUUUAAUUAGUUUAAUAAUUAGUGAUAGUUCUUGACUUGUUUGUACAUUGUUUUUAUCAUUUAUAUGCCGUGACUUAAUGUUGUAUAUCCUUUUCUUUUUUACGUAUUUUGUCUUUAUGUUGUUAUAUUUUUGAUCUGAU
Molecule: messenger RNA, 2970 nt
Organism: Schistosoma curassoni
Lineage: Eukaryota; Metazoa; Platyhelminthes; Trematoda; Strigeidida; Schistosomatidae
Source: the annotation of a GenBank genome assembly